AUGAUUAUAUUGAAGGGAAAUAACUUGGGCGAGAGACACAAGGAUUUGAACGCAAAAGUUAAAGAAGCCAGAGAAAAGCUUGUUGACUUUGAUGAGUUAAAACAAAAACCCGAACAAUCAGAUGUAGACAAGCUGUUCAAAAUUGCCCUUGCUUCAAAGUAUAUGAAUAUCGACUACAUAGUUGAAGUCCUUAAAUGUGGAGAUCCUUUGUACAUUUCGAAAGCCCUUAAAUGUGAUUGGAUGUAUGACGAUAAGUAUGCCCAUAUCAUCAAUCCAGAGUAUCUUCAAAAUAAUAUCAUUCCGUUCAUGUCAACAAAAAUGAAGAAAAAGAUGCUAACAGGAAAGUUUCAAUUUAUAAAGGAAAUAUUUACAUCCAAGUUUCCAGAAGAGGAAUUUGAAAUGCAAUUAAGAUUUUAUGAACGGAACUGCUAUGAAAUUAUGACUGCAGAAGAAAAGGAAACAUGGGCUUUACAACAAAUAGCCAGUGGAAAAGAGAUCCUUGGCAAAGAUUCAACAUAUUUUGUCAAGAUGAUUAUAUUGAAGGGAAAUAACUUGGGCGAGAGACACAAGGAUUUGAACGCAAAAGUUAAAGAAGCCAGAGAAAAGCUUGUUGACUUUGAUGAGUUAAAACAAAAACCCGAACAAUCAGAUGUAGACAAGCUGUUCAAAAUUGCCCUUGCUUCAAAGUAUAUGAAUAUCGACUACAUAGUUGAAGUCCUUAAAUGUGGAGAUCCUUUGUACAUUUCGAAAGCCCUUAAAUGUGAUUGGAUGUAUGACGAUAAGUAUGCCCAUAUCAUCAAUCCAGAGUAUCUUCAAAAUAAUAUCAAUCCGUUCAUGUCAACAAAAAUGAAGAAAAAGAUGCUAACAGGUAUUUCGAUCCACGUCAGGAAUGAAUCAAGAGCCGCUGAGUUUUAUAAUUAUUGCAUGGACAUAGGAUGCACAAAUAUUGCAAUAAAAUUUUUAUAUUUUACAAGUGAUAACUUCAAACUGAAAAUCUUAAAAGAUCCGUCGAAGUUCGAUCAUCUGCGCCCGAUGUUUACCUGUAAGGAUGGUGCUGUCAUAAAAAAUUUCAUUGGUACUUCAUUCCCUCUGGCAGAGGCGUUUCUCAAAUUAUAUAACUAUGGUGAUAAAAAGCAGGUUCUCCGUAAAUUAAUUUAUUUGUAUGCAUUUUCACAACAUAAAUAUUUGAGACUUUUAGAAAAAUACACUGACUUAAGUGAUUGGAGACGCGAAAGAAAAACUAUUGAUACAUUUUUAAGUUUACGUAUUUCCAAAAGCAUCAUGAAGAAACAUAAGGAUAGGGUUUUAAAAAAGCCUACACUAUAUAUCAAUAUACUUAGUAAAAGGGCUAUAAUCAAAUACAGUACUGAAGAAGAUGCAAAACAUUUCGCGAUUGCUCUUCUCCCGGAUGACGUUCUUUAUUUUUGGAUAAACGAACCCUUUUGCAUUAAACAAAGGUUUCUUCUUGAUAUAAUUACUACCAGCAGUAAAUACAAAUUCGUGAAGGAAAUAUUUACUUCCAAGUACCCAGAUGAGGAAUUUGACACGGAUUUAAGCUUUUUCUCCCAAGUAUGCAAUCUUAUGACUGCAGAGGAGAAGGAAGUAUGGGCUAUAGAAGAAAUAGCCCGUCAAAACGCGGAAUAUGGUGAAAUCCCAAAUUAUCAAAUAUUUAAGUUAGUCACUUUUGAAAAAGCGUUUGAGGACAUCGAAAAACUAUUGUUCACCACUAGGAAUUCUGAACGAAACGAGUUGCUGUUCUUGCUUAUUGAGAUAGCAAAGGAUCAACUUCAUCUGGAACGAGUUUUAAAUAUUUUUUACGAGAAACAAAAAAACAUAGAAAAAUGUAGUAAAGAACAGUUCAUUGACAAAGUUCUGCAAUAUUUUAACGUGUAUGAAUUUGGUACAAGUUGCUGGGAAGCUUUCAAUACUAUUUUUUGCUGUGUCAACGUUUACAGUUCUACUGAAUAUAUUGAAAAGUAUCAAUAUAGAACAAUUGCCACAAUUUUUCACAUAAUUAACGACAUUGAACUCCCAGCAGCAUUAAAAAAUCAUAUUGACGUUGGAUUACACUUUAUUUCAUUACACGAAAACAAUAACAAGUUGACAAAAGAACAAGCAGAGAAAGUAUUCCAAUAUUUUUUAGACUUAUACAUGGCAGAAAUCUGCAAAUUUGAAAAUGUACCUUACAAUGACGAAGUUAAAGAAUACCUUAGAAGAUACAUUCACGAUAUUCUGAGAUUAUUGGGAGAAUAUAACAGAACAAAAGAAGAUUGUCCUGAACUUGUUAAACAUUUUAUGCAGUUGGAUCGGUCAGAAUUUGAUCGUCUGAGGGUCCUGCAUACCGAAUUGGAAGCUGAGGAGAUUCAGUUUGUAGAACCUCUUAAUUUAAUGUGUAAUUUGAAGACAGACUCAAAACUACUCAUUGAACAUCUUCAGCUUCUUAGGAAGAAUAUAAAUGUACCGUACAAGUUUAAAAUUACUUCUGUUCUCAAGAAGUUAAAAAUCUAUUUCUCACAAGAUAUUGCUAAAGAAUAUUUAACAUUUUUUUGUUCAUUAUUAGAUGAAGAUAAAUUACGGCAUAAAGAAGCUCAAGCGGGAGUCCAUGCUUUAUUUCUAUUGGGUGAUGAUAACUUUAAAGUAGAUUUAAUGAAAAAGUUCGCUCCGGUUGAAGCUACUAUAAAUCAUAAGGAAAUUGAUGAAAAGUUAUUACGUGUCCAAAGAGCUAUAUGUUCACAUAUAUUAUAUUCGCGACGUCCAGUCCCCCUUGAGUAUAUAUUCAUGUACUUAAAAGGAGAUUAUGUACACUUUUGUUUGCCAAUGUUUAAUGCACUUUUGUCUAACCUCCCAUUCCUCCAAUUAAUUAAUUUUGUUGAAACUUUAUUGAACAAACCUGUAUCAAUCCAGAAACAUGGCAUACGUCUCGCUUUCGAAUGUUUGAAUCUAGACAAUCUUAAUGCUGUUAUUCUACGGGCUUGGAAUAAAACAAAAAAUAUUUCUCUAAGGAUAGUUAUUUUUGACGCCCUUUUCAAAAAAAUUGCUGAAUUACCGAAUGGCCAUGAGGUGUUAUUUCAUACUUUAAAAUCUAUGAUUUUAACUCUACAAAAUGAUGAUGAUGAUGAAAUAUUUAAUCUUAUAAAAUCAAAUUUACUCCCUGAACAUUUAACAAUAGAAUGUAUUGAGACAGCAUGGAAAAUAUUUAGUCACUUUCCGCUAAGUCUAACGAACAUCGACCGUAUGUGUGAUCUCAUAAAUUACAUGAUUACCAAUAUUGAUAAAAUGCAUCAAGGCAUUGUUCGCGAAAUUAUAGAUACUUUUAUUGCAUCCGGAUUUAAACUAAAUAAAGAAACAAGAGGAAAAUUUAAUUCAGAAACUUCUUUUAUUGAAAGCAAAUGGCGACUUACUCUCAAGUAUAUUAUGAACGAGGAUGAUCUAGAGAAAAAAAUUGAAAUAACAAAGUUGAUACUAAUAAAAUGUUUUAAGCCCAAAGACGGCGGUAACGUUGAAGAUAAACACGUUUUAAUAGAUACUGGAAUGAAAUUCAUAUCACAGCUUGAAGGUGAGAGUUACAAUCAAACUCCAUCCCGUUUCGUAAACAUUAAUAGUUUAAUGCAGUCAGUGAUACAGACCAUGGAAGCUGUGUUUACCAUGGAAGAAAUUUACCUACAAAUAUGGGAACUACAGCUGGGGAUUGUGGCUAGAAAAGCAAUUAAUAAACCGGUGCGCGCAAAUGCAGCGCAUGUCUUUGCAAAGGAGCUCGGAAACUUGGUUAAGGAGUACGCUGAAAAAGAAUUAUUUUUCAAUUGUUUCUUAGUACAAAUAGCGCCUUUAGUUUCAGACAAAAUCACAACUGUUUGUAAUGCAAUUAACGAUUACAAUGAUGAAAAAUUUUACAUGAAGGUAUGUAGACAAUUAACGUCGUAUGAAAUGAUUGAGACUUAUUGGCUGGUAUUGUAUCUACUGCCUAUCAUUAAGUAUGGUGUGAGCCGUUAUCAGACACGGCGGAAAGAUUGUUUGUAUAUUAUACAUAAGUUAAGUAAGUUGAAUAAUAAAGAGAUACGUUUUUAUAUGUUCAAUACAAUGCCUGAUCUAGGAAAAGAUUUAAUUUCAAUUUAUUAGUUCCAAGCAAUUUCUUACAUUGAUAAAAAAGCUUAACAUCAUCAUAUGAAGACAUCGAAAAAGUUAAUACUGGUGCCAGAUUCUCAAGCAUGUUUACUUACCAGGUGCCUUGUGACUUUUCCUAAAUAUUGUUACUUUCUAUGGAUAUUUCGAUACCACAGACAUACGGAGAAAGACCAACCAAAUUCUCUGGUGUUUCCAUCAAUUUUCAGUAGACAUUAGAAAUCAAAACCUGUAACUGAACUGUAAAUUAAUACAAAUAGUUUCGUACGAGGCUUUAGAUAGAACAAAUCGCCAUAAUUUUGAAUAAUAUUCAUUAAAUAUUAUAUCCAACUAAAUCAGUUAUUUGUUUUAUUAUUCUGUAAGGAAAUUAUACCUAAGAGUAGGCUAUGUAACAGGAAAAUGAAAUACAUAAUUUUAAUUCUGCGAAUUUAAUCUGUAAUCUACACAAAAAUGCAACGUUUAUCAAUAUUCCGUAUAAAAAAUAAGUACAACAACAAAUUUAAUAUCUACGACACGUUACUAUUUAGAAUGAAGCCUUUACCUACAUGUCAUCAACACCACGUAACAUACUGAACGAUUAAUAUCUACACUAAAAAUCAUUUAUUUUACUUGUGUAACGAAUCUUAUUGAGAUGGGAUUACCUAGUAAGCAAUGCAUGGCAUUGGAUGUUAAAACACUAAUAGACGAUGGAACCGAAUGGUCUAUUUGGUCCUUUUUCACAUGCUGCGGUUGCCAAUUAUCGGUGAAGAUAUGACUGGUUUUAGUC
Messenger RNA from Spodoptera littoralis (African cotton leafworm), 4885 nucleotides. The record is from the annotation of a GenBank genome assembly. Lineage: Eukaryota; Metazoa; Arthropoda; Insecta; Lepidoptera; Noctuidae.